Lepisosteus oculatus (spotted gar) is the source of this 3088-nucleotide messenger RNA. It is a transcript of the gene nup58, whose product is annotated as nucleoporin 58. NCBI's taxonomy places the organism in Eukaryota, Metazoa, Chordata, Actinopteri, Semionotiformes, Lepisosteidae. Gene Ontology annotation, cellular component: nuclear pore. Gene Ontology annotation, molecular function: structural constituent of nuclear pore. The record is from RefSeq and is a predicted model, not a curated record. Gene Ontology annotation, biological process: nucleocytoplasmic transport.
CCACCGUCCCAUCAGUCUUUGCCGCCGGAAGACGCUGCCGUGUAGGCGCGGAAACAAAUAGAAACAGUUGCGUUUGAUGUUGUAUAUUUUUUUAAAAAAAAAGACAUGGCACAGCUCGGGUUAAUGUAAUGUAAAUGUUCUUCUGCAGUGCGGUGUUCGGCAAUAGGGCGGCUCAGCGCGUUGGUUCGGUUUUGGCUCAAGUGCGAAGCUGUGCACGGUGCAGCUCUAAAUGGUGGGCUUGCACGCUGUGGCCCUGAUCUGCUGUGCUUCAGGCUAGCUCGCAUCGGUAACAUACAGUAGCAGAUCGAAGAUGUCGGGGUUUAAUUUUGGCAGCGGCGGCGGCCUGGGAUCUACUACCGCAGGGGGCGGAUUUUCAUUAGGAGCUGCGACCAGCAACCCUACAGGGACCGGGGGUUUCGGCCUGGGCACUCUGGGUGCUGCCACAGCCUCGGGCACUGCCACGACGACCACCACAGCCUCCUCCCUGUCUCUUGGGAGCGCCGUCUUCCCGCAGAAACAGGCUACCGGGUUCGCGUUCGGGACUCCUGCCUCCGGAACAGCAGCAACAGGACCUGUGACAGGAUUGACACUAGGAACCCCAGCAGCCACCACUACUGCCUCUACCACUGGCUUCACUCUGGGUUUCAACAAACCGGCAGCUUCUGCCACGCCCUUCUCUCUUGUAACCUCCUCUGCUCCGGGGGGCCUCACGUUAGGCUCCAGCAUCGCCUCGUCCACUGCCCAGACCGGCUCAACCGGCUUUGCACUGAACCUGGGUGGUACUAACCUGACGUCUGCCCCAGGCUCCACUGGCUUGACGCUGGGCUCCACUCUGGCGGGUCUCGGUUCUGGCCUGUUCCAAAACACAGCUGCCACAGGGCUAGGCCUGGGCGCUCUGGGCUCUGCCACCUCCAGCGCUCCGGUGGCCUCUGCCGGCCUUGGCCUUGGAGGGCUUGACUUCAGCACCUCCUCUGAGAAGAAGAGUGAUAAAUCGGGUGCAAGACCAGAGGAUAGUAAAGCAUUAAAGGAUGAAAAUCUACCUCCAGUUAUCUAUCAAGAUGUGGACAAUUUUCAAAAGUUUGUCAAGGAGCAGAAGCAAGUUCAAGAGGAAAUCAGCCGCAUGUCUUCCAAAGCAAUGCUGAAGGUGGAGGAAGACAUCAAGAGCCUUAAGCAGCUGCUGUCUGUCUGUGCCAGCGGGCUGCAGAGAAACUCCUUGUCUAUCGAUAAAUUGAAGAUAGAAACCGCGCAGGAGUUGAAGAACGCAGAUAUAGCUCUGCGCACACAGAAGACCCCUCCGGGCUUGCAGCAUGAAAACACAGCACCUGCAGACUAUUUCCGUGGGCUGGUUGAACAGUUUGAAGUGCAGCUGCAGCAAUAUAGGCAGCAGAUAGAGGAGCUUGAAAACCACCUCACGACUCAGGCCAGCAGCUCCCACAUCACGCCUCAAGAUCUUUCUCUGGCCAUGCAGAAGCUUUAUCACACCUUUGUAGCCGUUGCUGCUCAGCUGCAGUCUGUCCACGAGAAUGUGAAGAUCCUGAAGCACCAGUACCUGGGCUACAGGAAAGCCUUCUUGGAAGACUCCACAGAUGUAUUUGAGUCAAAGCGGGCAGCCAAUAAGAAGUGGGAGAGCGCCCCACGAGUCACCACAGGACCCGCCCCCUUCAGCACUGUUCCGAAUGCAGCGGCUGUUGCCAUGGCUGCGACUCUUACACAGCAGCAACAGCCUGCUACAGGAACACAGCCGUCCCUGGGAGUUAGUUUUGGCGCGCCAUUCGGCUCAGGUAUUGGCACUGGCUUGCAGUCAAGUGGCUUAGGCUCUUCAGGCCUCGGAGCGUUUGGAAGUGGCCCCGGCUUCGGCAGUGUCACCAGUGGGGGCUCCUCUUUCGGAUUUGCACCUUCAAAUAAGCCCUCUGGAGGGAGCCUCAGUGCAGGAUUCGGCAGCUCCAGCACGUCCGGCUUCAACUUCAGCAACACGGGGAUCACGGCGUCGGCCGGGCUGACUUUCGGGAUGCCCAGCGCGCCGGCCACGGGCUUCGGGGCAGGAGGGCCGCUGCUGCAGCUGAAGAAGCCCCCCGCGGGCAACAAGAGGGGCAAGAGAUAGAGCCCAGGGGGGUAAAAGGAAGGGAAGGUGUGGCCAUCACACCCACAUUGUUACUAAGAUUUCUAUUUUUAUAUCUCGGGGUGGGCUUGUACAAAAACCAACUGGGCGCGUUUUCAAUUGUUUUGUUUUUGCUGGCGAUUGUUGUUUUGCUUCCUUUCUUUUAGGAUUUUUGUUUGUAGGGACAGUGUCUGUAAGCCGUUCUAGCGAGCGGCCUCGCCUGUGGCGAUCUGAAGUUGCCUGUGGGGACGCCGCUGGGCCUCUGUAAGGUGGCGUGACCAGUGUAACCCGGCCCAGAAUUCACCUCCGGCGUACGGCCCGCAGGGCGCGUUGAUUUCUCACGCGAUGUCACAGGUUACAUUUAGCUCCCCUGCAUUGUUUUUCUACCAGGAUAGAAUCUAAACGGAGAUUAUGAUUUCAUGAGAAAUAGGAGUCAUUUCUGACAUUUCGUCCGCCACCUUCCUAAUGCGUUGUGAUUUUCAGUGGCACAGCAAAAUCAUGAAACGCAGGUUUGUGCAAUCCAGGCUCACAACUCUGUAGGGUAACUGGGCUGCAGAGUCCGACCCUAUCAUCCAAAAUCAGAGGAAUGUAAAAUAUUUCACCAAUUUUGUGUUUCUCCGCAGGGAACUUUUGUUUAGUGAUUUAUCACGACCUGCCUUUCGUUGUCCCUGUCGUGAGGUGUUUGGCUAUCGUUUGUGUUUAAUCUCCAUGCGUCGAUGACGUCUUGUUUCAUUGCCACACUGACUGACCCGCUUUCAGCGACAGACUCUAGUGUUGUAUUUGUUUUCUGAGUUGAUGUGUUUUCAGUUCUCUUAGUUCCUGGAUGAAAUUACUCCGCCGUUGUUGUUUUUUUUUUGUAAAUUGCCCUUGGUACCUUGUUACCAAAAUAGAUAAAUACGUUUUGCUAAACUUGUACCAGAAUUUAUGUGUAAACAUGUAUUUUCCAACUACAGAGCAACCAUGUUUAAUAAUAAAAAAGAAAAUAGUGCA